CAGUUGCCUCUGGAAUUCGUGAUGUACGGUCGUCUUGUUGUCUAUGGAAUUCGCAUUCGUCUUACGGAAUUGUAACUUCGUACAAGUUUCUGUGAGCGUAAGGGACAUUGAUAAGGGUUUUAGUGACUUGUGUUUUUAAUUUUUGAAGUGUGUAUGUGAUGUGGAUGUGUGAUUACUUGUGAUUUAUGCCCGAAAAAUAGUUUUUACGUGGAUGAUUAUCAGACAAUGCAUCGAACGCAGUUAUAUACCGAAUGGAUGAGACGGGGCUAGCAUGGCGCUGGUAAAUCAGAGAGAGAUGCCCGCUCUCAUCGUUGGUCGCUUGAAGAUAAGUGUCGUCAUCAUCAUUGUGACGCUCCUGGGACUUAAUAAAAGCCAAGGGACAGCUCAUUAUGGGGAGGACAGCGUGGGAUCAUUUCCAUACUUUGAGUACAACGUGCCUCGGAAUGUUACUACUGUGGUCGGCCAGACUGCCUUCCUGCACUGCAGAGUUGAACAGUUAGGAGACAAGGCUGUAUCCUGGAUAAGAAAGAGGGAUUUACAUAUUUUAACAGCGGGCAUACUGACAUACACUUCGGAUCAAAGGUUUCAGGUAAUCAGACCAGACAAGUCAGAAAAUUGGACGCUUCAAAUUAAGUUUCCACAAGAACGGGACGCGGGUAUUUACGAGUGUCAAGUCAAUACUGAGCCGAAGAUGUCGCUAGCUUUCCAAUUGAAUGUAGUAGAAGCCAAGGCGCAUAUCCCGGGUCCGGCUGACCUAUACGUGAAGACUGGCAGUUCACUAUCACUGACGUGCAUUUUGAGCCAGGGUCCUCAUGAUCUUGGUACCAUAUUUUGGUAUAAGGGAUCAAAAUUAAUAGAAUAUAAGGAAGUGGAGGCGAAUGAAAUAGUGAAACAGCCUCGGAUUCGACUCAAAACAGAAUGGACUGAGCAGCUGACUUCUAGGCUGACAAUCAGUAAACUGCUACCAACGGACAGCGGGAACUACAGCUGCGUACCAACAAUGGCUGAAGCAGCUUCUGUUAAUGUUCACGUUAUAAAUGGCGAGCAUCCAGCCGCAAUGCAGCACGGCAACGCGAACACCGCAUCACCCUGUGCACUGUCGGUUAACCUCCUUAUAUCCCUAUACUGCACCUUAGCAACCCUUUACACCAGCACUGUGGACGGAUUCAGAUGAAAAUUACAAAAGUUGUCUUCGUACGAAGAAUAGUGGGAUAAAUUUCAUUGAAAUGUCGAACGUAGAUUUAAGUAUUGUAUAAAUGUAACUAAUUUUAUCGUAGGUUUUACAAUCUAUUGGUACGAUGUACAUUUUUGUAUGGUUGUUUGUUUUCUUGUGAACAUAAAGACUUCUAGCAUUCAUUAAAGCGAGAGUGUUGACCACGUUAUAUGAUAAAGUAUUGAUAAUAGUAACAGGCAAUGAUUAGAUAAAUAUUAACGACACACUAUUUAUAAAGCUUUUUGUUCUCUUUCAAUGGUUUGCCUGGGUUAUUUAUUAUUGGGAUUAUUGUUAUAUCUCUGCUACUUCUGAUUAUCUGUUCUAUAUUUGAAACUUCUUCUGAUAAUUACUUAUUCUGUUAUACAAGCCUAAACGUUUUUUUUUCUUUUUCUUUAAUACACUCGUAUCUUUACUGAUUGUCUCAAUCAAAACUACAAAAAAGCUCAAGCUAUGCAUUUCUAACUCACUAAUUAGAUUAAUUUACUAAGGUUUACGUCAUAAAUUUCAUCUUCCUGCAUUCGAGACAUAUAAUAACGCGGGAUAGCUUUUAAUAAUGUUGAUAAAUAAUUCUAGAACCUUCGAAUUCUAUCGCAAUUUAAAAGUGAAAAAUAGAACACACUAUCUCUAAUAUUAAUCAAUAAAAAAAGAACUUAUUUCGAAUAUCGAAUAGGACAUACUAUUUGAUACAUGCCAUAAAUAAAAAAAUAAAUUCCGAUGAAGAUACAAAUGGGAGCGAAUUUCAGUACAAUGAAAAUAUCGUGGAUUAUUUAUUGUAACUUCUGUUUGAAUGUUUUUGUUUGUCGGUAUUUUCAUUCCGUUGCUAGUAUUUGUCCAUAACUGAAAUAAAUAAUAAUUUGAAGCGUAUAUUAUCAGAAUGGGCGACAGUCGUUACUAUUUUAUGGAAUGAAAUUCUGUAUACAUUAAAAAGAAGUAAUGUAUGAAAGUAAUUAAGAUAGCUCACUUGGAAUUACAUUUUAAGUUAUAUUCGUUACAAAAUCUCAUCAAAAUUGGUCAUAUUCAAACGCAGAAAAUAAGCAUACAACAGAUAAAGAAAACGACGGGUAACUUCUAAAUUUAAUAUGUACAUUUUUCUGAGGGUUAAUUAUAACUUGAAUCGGGGAAAUCUUAAUUCGGCUUAACGUUAACUUGAGGCAAGGUAGUUUGUUAUGCAAUAAAACUUGGUAAUCCCCAAUCGAUAAUUAAUUUUAGUUCGCGCGAAGUUCGAUUUUAAUUAACAUUGAUGUCGUAAUCUUUUAACGUGAUAUGAGUCGUAUGAGUUUAUUAUUAGAAGUAUGUAUUAUAUAUUAGGAAAUAGAUUUAUGAACAGUGAUAACCAGACCUCGUUUUCUCACAGAAAAAUAUCACCUAGCUGCGCCCCGUGGUUUCACCCGCGUAACUCAGUAUCCCUUAGGAAUAUCGGGAUGAAAAGAUGCCUAUAUGUUAUUCCAGUUGUCCAGCUAUCUACGUACCAAAUUUCAUUGCAAUCGGUUCAAUAGUUUUUGCGUGAAAGAGCAACAAACACACACACACACAUCCUUACAAACUUUGGCAUUUAUAAUAUUAGUAGGAUAGUAGGACGUUAGAAUUAUACAAGAAGCAUUAGAGGUUACUUUACAAUAAUUGUUAUUUAAGCACUACAAAAUCUUCUGGCUUACUUAAACU
Molecule: messenger RNA, 2875 nt
Organism: Zerene cesonia (dogface butterfly)
Lineage: Eukaryota; Metazoa; Arthropoda; Insecta; Lepidoptera; Pieridae
Product: zwei Ig domain protein zig-8-like
Exons: 8
Coding region: 272-1174 (300 amino acids)
Biological process (GO): synapse organization
Cellular component (GO): neuron projection membrane
Source: RefSeq, a predicted model, not a curated record